Pocillopora verrucosa is the source of this 1240-nucleotide messenger RNA. The record is from RefSeq and is a predicted model, not a curated record. Lineage: Eukaryota; Metazoa; Cnidaria; Anthozoa; Scleractinia; Pocilloporidae.
UGGAAAAUGCAACAGCGCGAAGUGUAACAACUUCGAAUUCAAACAUUUUGGUGUCAAAUGGGAAAGCCGGCUCCGCGAAGUCAAAGUGGGAAUUAGGGGUUGAGUACUUACCUUACCUGUCAGUCCUUGCCAUUCCUGCAUUUCUUUGGGCUGUGACUUCCAAGCUCCGAAGGAGAACUGGAGUGAAUAAAAUCUCAGCAAACGAGAAUGGAACAGUAAUGCAAUACCAGCGGGUAGAAGCUGAAACAGUACCGAUGGAUCCGGUUCCGUCCUGGGAGUUUCGGAAGGAAGACUUGGAGAUUGAUAGAGUAGUUGGCCACGGUGCGUUUGGAGUGGUCUCCAAAGCCUACGCUCGAUAUCUGCAGGGCUACUCAGAAUGGACAGUUGUGGCAGUAAAAAGCUUGCAGGAGGAUGCGAAGGAAAGUGAAAGAGAAGAUCUGUUGUCUGAAUUAAACCUUUUAAAGAGGCUGAAACCUCAUCCACAUGUAAUAAAACUUUUGGGUUGCAUCACAGAAGAAAAAGAAACCCCAUAUGUAAUCAUUGAGUAUGUACCUUACGGAGAUCUUCUCGGUUAUCUUCGGAGAAGUCGAGGGUUGCACGACUGUUACUACGAAUAUCCCGAGAUAAAACCAACGACGAACCUAACUUCAGAGCAGAUCAUAACGUUCGCCUGGCAGAUAGCUGACGGCAUGCAGUAUAUCUCAUCUAAAAGGAUCAUCCACCGAGACCUAGCAGCAAGGAAUGUAUUAGUUGGUGAUAACCUCAGAUGCAAGAUUACAGAUUUUGGAAUGGCUCGCGAUGCUGAUAUGAAAGAUAUUUAUGUACCACGUAAUCAGGGCCGAAUUCCUGUUAAAUGGACAGCAAUUGAAGCAAUGUCUGGAAGGAUGGAGUACUCAACGAAAAGUGACGUGUGGAGUUUUGGAAUCGUUCUAUACGAGAUUUGCACCAUUGGCGCUGAACCUUAUCCAGGAAUAAGUCCGUAUGACAUUCCAAGAGUAUUACAAGAGGGGUAUAGAAUUCCUAAACCUGAUUAUUUUAAGGAUGAGUUGUAAGUAAUUCCUAACCCCUUUACAGUUAUUAUCAAUGUCAUAGUGGUAAAAGUUCUUUCAUAAGGUAUUCUAAGUUCACCCCCAAUGCAUUGUAUCGCAAUCCAACUGAACUCUGAAAAACCCAGACCUGAAGCUACAACUUUCGCAACCUAAAGUUAAAGGAGAAAACUUUAAAGAAACUAAACCAAAUG